This is a messenger RNA of Monomorium pharaonis (pharaoh ant), 2166 nucleotides long. RefSeq names its product aladin. Gene Ontology annotation, biological process: nucleocytoplasmic transport. Gene Ontology annotation, cellular component: nuclear pore. The record is from RefSeq and is a predicted model, not a curated record. The coding region runs from base 470 to 2050 and encodes 526 amino acids. Lineage: Eukaryota; Metazoa; Arthropoda; Insecta; Hymenoptera; Formicidae. The transcript is spliced from 7 exons. Gene Ontology annotation, molecular function: protein binding.
UCAUCGUUGAUUAGAAAAAAGAAAUAAUCCUAAAGAAACCUGCAAUUUUUUAAUUUCCAUAGCUGAUAUUAAUGUUUGGCCAAACGUCUUUAUAAAUUCAUCAAUUAAUUAAUUUAAAAAAUUCAUGUAUAAUAUAAUUAAUUUCAAGUUUUGCAGUUAAUAAUUCGUGAAUUUAACCAGCCGAUUUUAAAAUAAAGAGAAUUAGAAAUGAUGAAAUCGAAGUCGCAAAAAGCGCCUCAUAUCACGACUUCUCUGCAUUUCUCAUCUCAGGAGAUGCGAUCAUGCGAUAUCACUCAACCACUCAGCUGAACAGAACGAGUUAUUUUGCAUCACGCAGUUUAAACUUGUGCUUGUGCGUUGUGCGUUUCCUAAACAAAACCAAGACCGAUGAGUUAGUGCAGCUUAGCGUCAUUUGCGUUAAACGUACAGGUUAGGUCGCGGUGACAGCGGCUGACCGGAGGAAGGAAAGAUGCUCAAGAUACUGUCGCUCCACGACUUCGAAGGCCCGGUCUUCGGCGACACGGCCGCCGUCGGUUUGAUCGGGGGCGUCAUCCACUACUGCUCCUAUAAUGCGCUGCAGGACGAGAUGCAGCCCUUCGCCAAGUACCUGCGCGGUUAUCCCGAGGUCUCGGUCACGCAGGAGAUCCUGGCGACACGUGAGACCGCGCGCGCGAUCAGCGCCGGGGAGCUGUUCCUUCCCGUUCAUGACAGCAUCUUCAAGAAGGUCGCCAACGUGUGGAGGGAAAGAGGACUCUCCGAGGCAAUCCGCUUUGCUGCAGCUGCAGACCCGGAGCAGAUCACGAGCGUUGCACACUGGAUAGCAACAAGAUUGAAUUGGGUAUUAGAUCUGAUGGACAGAGGAAUAUAUCACAGAGACGUAUUGCCGACGUCGGGAAACGGAUCCGUCGCCGAUAUUGUCGCUACGCGGGACUGGAACAUAUCGCUGGUAAGAUGUCUGUCUUGGCAUCCGCACUGCGCUCGUCUGGCUGUGGCUAUGAGGGACGACAGAAUUCGCAUUUUCUCGCAAGGCCUACUUGGUGUACCGGUGCUGAGACAUAGCGCACAAAAAUCAGUUUGCUGUUUAAGUUGGAGACCGCACGCCGGUCGUGAAUUAGCGGUUGCUUGUUACUCCGGAGUAUUAAUUUGGACGAUAGAGUUGGGAGCGGCCAGUAAUUUACUUAGCCACGCAAUACUUUUGAAGCAGAGAAAUCACGUACCCGUUACAAAUGUUGUAUGGCAUCCACAGGGUGAUUUGUUGGCGUCUUGUUCACCGACCGAUUUAAAUAUAAUAAUUUGGAAUGUGUCGAAAGAGGAAGGAGUUCCUCUAAAACGUAUCGGUGGAGGUGGUAUAUGUUUUACGCAAUGGUCGUCUUGCGGCUUACGAUUGUUCUCUGCUUCAUGCAGAAACGUUUUUAGGGUUUGGAAUACUGGCGUUCCGACGCCGUGGCGCGCGGAGAGGUGGACUGUGCCCCAGGGUCGGGUAGCAACCGCAUGCUUCGGUCCCAAUUUAACGUUACUCUUCGCUACUACCGGAGAUCCCGCUACGAUAUUCUCACUGCCAUUGCAAGAUAAUAUAUUUGAUGUCAAAAAGGUGACCAAUAAUGAUGUGAAAAUAGCUAUGCGUCUGAUCGAUUUAACGAAAGUAAAUUUUACAUCGGAUGAUAAUGAUGACUAUAUCACGGUGGGAGGAAGAAUAGUUUCUAUGGAAUGGGAUCCAACGGGAAAAUAUCUUGCCAUUCUUUUCCAGGACAGUCCAGUUAUUGCUUUGGUCAAAACAAACCUAAGUCGUUUAUCAUGGAUAGUGGAAGCGCAGGCGAGCUGCCUCAUCAAGGGUUUCCCCGGUGAAGUCCCAAAUUGCAUUAAUUUCUACCAAAAACUUUCGUCGUGGAUUUGUUUAACGAUAGCUUGGAGCAGCGGACGCGUACAGCAUUUCCCGAUUGUAGAAAACGAAUCUAAGGUCGAUACCAGCACACAUUCUGCGUUAUUACCGCAAUCAGUGAAAUCAAGUGGGUUGUACAGCUUUGAUGCCUGCGGUUACAAGCAACAUUAAAUUGUUAUAAUACUAAUGAGAUAACGAGACAGUUUUGUACGAUUUUUCUAUUUGCAUUUGUAAAUGAUAAUAUUAUGUUAUGGAAGAAAAAUUUAAUAAACUUAUUUGCAAUAAAA